UUCGCUCGCAACGAGAACUACACUUCCCAGGAGGCCUUGCGGUGGGUUAUCGUCACUUCCGGCCAGGAAGAUGGCAGCUUCUUAGGGAGUCGUCGGCCGAUUUGGAAAGAGGCUCCGGCUUCGACAUCCUCCAGGCAUCCCAGCGCCCUCGUGGGAGAAUCCUAGAAGUUAUUAUUACUUUAUUCGCGAAGACGUUUCCAGUUUCAGGGGACAGAAAAUCCAACUCAAUCUGACUUAAGCAAGAAAGGCAAGUUGCUAGCUUACAGAACUGGGAAGGAUCCUGGCAUCCCCCAUCCCUGCUGUAUCCAGCUACACAGGAACUAUGGAAGUUGCAGAGCCCAGCAGCCCCACUGAGGAAGAAGAGGAGGAGGAAGAGCAGUCUGCCGAGCCUCGGCCCCGCACACGCUCCAACCCGGAGGGGGCCGAGGACCGGGCGCUGGGGACCCAGGCCAACGUGGGCAGCCGUAGUGAGGGUGAGGGUGAGGCAGCCAGUGCUGACGAUGGGACUCCCAACCCACCAGGUGCUGGCCCAAAGCCCUGGCAGGUGCCCCCGCCAGCCCCUGAGGUCCAGGUUCGAACACCGAGGGUCAACUGUCCAGAGAAGGUGAUCAUCUGCCUAGACCUGUCAGAGGAAAUGUCACUGCCAAAGCUGGAGUCAUUCAACGGCUCUAAAACCAACGCCCUCAACGUCUCCCAGAAGAUGAUUGAGAUGUUUGUUCGGACCAAGCACAAGAUCGACAAGAGCCACGAGUUCGCCCUGGUGGUGGUGAACGAUGACACGGCCUGGCUGUCAGGCCUGACCUCUGACCCCCGUGAACUGUGCAGCUGCCUCUACGACCUGGAGACCGCCUCCUGCUCCACCUUCAAUCUUGAAGGCCUCUUCAGCCUCAUCCAGCAGAAGACGGAACUGCCAGUCACAGAGAAUGUGCAGACGAUCCCGCCCCCAUAUGUGGUCCGCACCAUACUCGUCUACAGCCGUCCGCCCUGCCAGCCCCAGUUCUCCCUGACGGAGCCCAUGAAGAAAAUGUUCCAGUGUCCAUAUUUCUUCUUCGAUGUUGUUUACAUCCACAACGGUGCAGAUGAGAAGGAGGAGGAGAUGAGCUGGAAGGACAUGUUUGCUUUCAUGGGCAGCCUGGAUACCAAGGGCACAAGCUACAAGUAUGAGGUGGCGUUGGCGGGGCCGGCCCUUGAGCUGCACAACUGCAUGGCCAAGCUGUUGGCUCACCCGCUGCAGCGGCCCUGCCAGAGCCACGCUUCCUACAGCCUGCUAGAAGAGGAGGAUGAGGCCGCCGAGGUUGAGGCCACUGUCUGAGCCAGCCGUGAGCACCUCAGCUUCCCUGCAUGGUGACAGCCUUGGCCUGGAGUGGCAGCUCUCAGACUGGCUUCUGUGGAGACCUGAGGGGGUGCCAGGAGGCAACCGAGAGGCUGUGUGCACCCAUUCUCCAUGUUCCCCAGCUGAUCCCCCACCCCUAGUUGAUGUCAAUUGUAGCUUUUAAUCUUUCCCGUGGGAUUUUGUCAUCAAAAUAAAAAUGUGAGAAUCCA
Loxodonta africana (African savanna elephant) is the source of this 1542-nucleotide messenger RNA. It is a transcript of the gene BABAM1, whose product is annotated as BRISC and BRCA1 A complex member 1. The coding region runs from base 323 to 1312 and encodes 329 amino acids. The transcript is spliced from 10 exons. Gene Ontology annotation, biological process: positive regulation of DNA repair; double-strand break repair; mitotic G2 DNA damage checkpoint signaling. The record is from RefSeq and is a predicted model, not a curated record. NCBI's taxonomy places the organism in Eukaryota, Metazoa, Chordata, Mammalia, Proboscidea, Elephantidae. Gene Ontology annotation, cellular component: BRCA1-A complex; BRISC complex; nuclear body.